AUGCCUGGAGACAACACCCCCUCUGCGGCUCAAGGCGCGAAAUCCAAGAAGAGCAAGAAGAAGAGCGCAAAGGCCAAGGACAACGCCCGCCAAGCCGACACCGAGCCAUCUGAGGCCCCAGAGAACCACGAUGAUGCCCCUCAGGACGAUGCCGAGGACCCAAGUGAUCCCGUCCAAACCCCAGACGCCGACGGAGCUCAACCCGACCCUGCCGACAACAGUGUAUCGGAGCAGCCUGCCGACGGUCCAGAACCCUCUGGCGAUGGUGUUAGAGAGACCGACGACCGCGCUGCCGACGAUGCCGAACCUAAAGACCGCUUCGACGCCCUAGUUCGAGACCGCGACUCCCUCCGUGCCGAAGUGACCGACAUGCGCAAAUCCUUAGAAGAAAUACAAUCGAAACAUCGGGCAGACAUGGAAGCUUUGCAGCAGAAGCUCGAUGACUCAGAGUCCAAGAAGGAGCAGGCAGAAACGCAAUUCCAGAAACUCAUGGAGCGGGUGAAUGCAAUCAAGUCACAGCUGGGGGAGCGCCUGAAGGAAGACGAGGAGGAAUUGGCUCAAGCGCGAUCCCAGAUCGAGGAACUGGAGGACGAAAACACAAACCUAAAGUCGCAGCUGGAAUCGAAGUCUACAGAACUAGCAGAGCUCUCCGAAGAGUCGGCGCAGAGAAGCAAGGAAGUCUCCACUCUCCGGGAUCGAACGAAUCUGUCCCAACAAAACUGGACCCAAGAAAAAGAGGAGUUGAUGGAGCAGAAUGCGUACCUCCAGUCCGAGUUCGAACAGGCUAAGGAUGCUAUGCAUAACUGGGAGGUGCUUGCUAUGGAGGAAAGAUCCGUCCGCGAAAAUCUGGCAGAGAAGGUGACAGAUCUGGAGGAACAGCUGGCCAAUCUUCGCGAUGCGUACGAAAAGGCCUCUGGCGAACGCGACAGCCAAAUAUCUACAGUGGACGGUCUUCAGCGGGCACUGCAAGAAAUCCAAUCCGCGCGGAAACAGGAGCUUCGGGAGCUGGUCGAGAGCUCGGAUGCCCAGCUCGAAGACUUGAGGAAAUCCUUACGAGAAGCACAGCAACAAGCGGCCGAUGCCGACAAGAAUCUCCACACAGCACAAGAGGAGUUGGAGCGCGUGCGGCCGUUCGAGAAGGAGGUGAAGGAGAAGAACCUUCUCAUCGGCAAGCUCCGACACGAAGCCGUGACGCUGAACGACCACCUGACAAAGGCAUUGCGGUUCUUGAAGAAGGGCAAGCCAGAAGACAACGUGGACCGGCACAUUGUAACCAACCACCUACUACAUUUCCUUGCACUAGACCGGUCGGAUCCAAAGAAAUUCCAGAUCCUCCAGCUUAUUGCAGCUCUGCUGGGCUGGGACGACGAACAACGCGAACAAGCAGGUCUGGCCCGACCAGGGACCUCCAGUUUCACAGGAAAACUCCGCGUCCCUGGAACACCUCUGCGCACACCUAGCACACCGAACUUGGCCACCGAUUUCAUGGAUAAUGGGGCCUCUAGCAAGGAAACGCUAGCGGAGCUGUGGUCCAAUUUCCUGGAGCAAGAAGCCGAGGUUGGAAGCAUGAACACGAUGAGACGAGGAAGCCACCCGGGGCCAGCGAAAUCAUAG
This is a messenger RNA of Penicillium canariense, 1614 nucleotides long. Its product is annotated as putative Golgi matrix protein. The transcript is spliced from 6 exons. The coding region runs from base 1 to 1614 and encodes 537 amino acids. Gene Ontology annotation, molecular function: small GTPase binding. Gene Ontology annotation, biological process: Golgi organization; endoplasmic reticulum to Golgi vesicle-mediated transport. The record is from RefSeq and is a predicted model, not a curated record. Gene Ontology annotation, cellular component: Golgi apparatus. NCBI's taxonomy places the organism in Eukaryota, Fungi, Ascomycota, Eurotiomycetes, Eurotiales, Aspergillaceae.